This is a messenger RNA of Botrytis fragariae, 2697 nucleotides long. Its product is annotated as putative hect-domain-containing protein. Gene Ontology annotation, cellular component: nuclear speck. NCBI's taxonomy places the organism in Eukaryota, Fungi, Ascomycota, Leotiomycetes, Helotiales, Sclerotiniaceae. Gene Ontology annotation, biological process: proteasome-mediated ubiquitin-dependent protein catabolic process; protein polyubiquitination. The record is from RefSeq and is a predicted model, not a curated record. The transcript is spliced from 4 exons. Gene Ontology annotation, molecular function: ubiquitin protein ligase activity. The coding region runs from base 1 to 2697 and encodes 898 amino acids.
AUGGCAAAGGGUACGAGUCAUAUUGAAAGGCCACAAGAGUCGACAUCAUUUAACGAUAACGGUCCAGAAAUAUCAAGACCACUCUCCACUGCGACUUCCAUCUCUUCAUCUUCUUCAUUUACUCCCAGAAUUACACGAUCAUCCGCGCGGCAAGCUGCCAACUCUUCAGAAUCAUCGGCCGGUUCCUCUGCUUCUGCGACUGCAGCAACUGCAGCAGUAGCUCCGCCAGGUCGUUCUUCAGCCCCAUCACGAAAGCGUAAAGCUACUGUGCGGGAACCAAGUCCCGCUCUAGAACCUGAACCCACAAAGGCAACUCCAUCCAAGCGUUCGAAGCGUCAGAAGGUCUCAGAACCCGAAGUUCCAACACCCGCUCCUGCUUCUGCCGCAUCUUCUCGUCGAAAGAACGCAAAAGCUCCUGCGGUUAUGUCUAGUCACAGGAAAGUCAAGGUCCAUUCGGAGCAUGGUCUAGUAUCUAACAAUAUAUACAGUGAUUCUGCUGGUCCUUCCAAUGAACCAUCAAAUACGGCUGCUAGUUCCUCCAGGCGCAAGUCUAAUAGAAAUAACAAGAAAGACGCCUCCAGCAGCACCCCAAGCUCAAGUAAAAAGUCGAAGAAAUCCGCCACUGCUGCUAAGGAUGCAGACACUACAAUGAACGAUGCAGAUGAUAAGCCUCCCCCACAUCCACUCGAUGACGAUGAUCCCAGCGAUGACAACGAUGACGAUGAUAUUCCUCGAGACUACGAUGGCGGUGAUGAUGACGAUGACGAUCCAUUCGGCGGCUUCGGUGGACCUGGCGGACCACCUCAUGGGUUAUCCAGCACUCUGCGAGCUUUGAGUGGCAUGAUGUCUGGAGUUUCCUCUCGACUGCGCGACAUUUUGACACAAUUGAAGCAAAAAGAUGACCCAUCCAUUCAAUUGAUAGCUUUACAAGAACUUUCUGAGAUACUACUUGUUUCUACCGAAGACAAUCUGUCCGGUCACUUUUCUCCGGAUGCCUUUGUCAAAGAACUGGUGGUUUUGAUGCAACCUGCUGACUUCGGAUUUGGGGAGGCAAAUCCUGAGAUAAUGCUCCUUGCCUGUCGAUGCAUUGCCAAUUUGAUGGAAGCUUUACCUGCAAGCACUGCUAACGUUGUCUACGGUGGCGCCGUCCCAGUUCUCUGCCAAAGCAUUUUAGAAUUAACUUUCAUUGAUAUAGCUGAACAGGCUUUGAGUACCUUGGAAAAAAUAUCUAUUGAAUAUCCAGCAUCAAUCGUCCGCGAGGGAGGAUUGACAGGUUGUCUAACAAAUCUUGACUUCCAUAACACAAACACACAAAGAACUGCGGUCACUACUGCUGCAAAUUGCUGCAGAAAUAUUCCAGAGGAUUCAUUCAACGUAGUCAAGGAUGUUAUGCCCAAUUUACUAAGCGUUUUCAAUUCUAACGAUCAGAAAGUCGUUGAGCAGGGCUCACUCUGUGUAACUCGCAUUGUGGAGAGCUUCAGGUACCAUCCAAGCAAGCUUGAGGAGCUCGUCAGCCCCGAUUUACUACGAGUCAUUCUUCGUCUUUUGCUCCCUGGAUCUACCAAUCUUAUUGGCGCUAAUAUUCAUACACAGUUUCUUCGCGUUCUUGCUUUCACAGCAAAGGCGAGUCCUAAACUGUCCGCCGAACUUUUCAAAAUGAACGUUGUUGAAACAUUAUAUCAAAUUUUGACUGGUGUUUCGCCACCCAGCGCCACAGAAGACGUAGCAUCAAAGAUUGACAGCGUUGUGAUCAUGCAAGCCUUGAUCCACAGACCACGAGAACAGGUUAUUGAGACUCUGAAUGUUAUAUGUGAGCUUUUACCUGGAAUUCCACGAAGUGGCAAUUCAAUGUUCGAUGACGAUAUUGACACCGAAUCUCCAUCGGGAGCAACAAAUGUAUCAUCUGGUUCAAGAAAAAAGUCCGCAAACGAGAUUCGUAUUGAACUUUUGGAGGGCUGUAGAGAAGAGGUCAAGAGAUUUGCGAUCAUUCUCUUUCCAACCUUAACGGAUGCGUUCUCUAGCACCGUCAAUCUCCACGUUCGCCAAAAGGUUCUCAACGCUCAGCUCAGAAUGCUUUCUAAUCUUGACAAAGAUAUUUUGAUGGAGGCUUUAAGAUCAGUUCCAUAUGCAUCAUUUUUAGCUGCAAUUCUCUCGCAACAAGACCACCCUAGCUUAGUGGUCUCGGCACUUCAAGCUACGGAGCUUCUUCUAGUCAGCCUCGAAGACAUAUAUCGUUACCAAUUUUACAGAGAGGGAGUAAUUGCUGAAAUCACUAAGCUAGCCACUAUCGAGGAAACCAAGACUGAAAACAAACACCCGUCUGCGGAAACAAUCGAGUCUAAGCCUGCUACCACGCAAGCCGAUGCAGAUCGUAAAAUCUCUGAAAAGGCGGGUAAAAAUGGAGAGGCUCGUAACGAAGAUCACAACUCGUCAGAUGAAGACAACGAAGACAACGAGAAUAACGAGGACGAAAUGGAUAAUGAUAUCGGACAUAACGAUGAUUUACAAGAUGAUGUAACAGCUUCUCCAGUUAGCUCUCGUGGCUCUACAAUGUCAUUGGAUGGUCUUCAUCGACAUGCAUCAUCAGAUCCAAAGACUAUGGUGCAUAUCAUUGCCGCCCGCGCCCAAAAGUUCCUUGACAUUCAUGAGAACGAGAAGAAUAGUAAGGCCAUGAAGAAGAAGGCGAUCAAAUCUUGA